This is a messenger RNA of Melanaphis sacchari, 2549 nucleotides long. RefSeq names its product putative glutathione-specific gamma-glutamylcyclotransferase 2. The coding region runs from base 725 to 1375 and encodes 216 amino acids. Gene Ontology annotation, cellular component: cytoplasm. Lineage: Eukaryota; Metazoa; Arthropoda; Insecta; Hemiptera; Aphididae. The record is from RefSeq and is a predicted model, not a curated record. Gene Ontology annotation, biological process: glutathione catabolic process. Gene Ontology annotation, molecular function: glutathione specific gamma-glutamylcyclotransferase activity; gamma-glutamylcyclotransferase activity. The transcript has 4 exons.
CUUCGAGCCGUCUAAAAUUGAAAAAUUAAUAAUAGUGAUUAUACAACAUACAUAAGACGUGUACACAACGAAAACGUCUGUUGACCCGCGAUCAACAAACGUCGGCGACGGCGGCUAAAGACGUGCGACAGAGCGCAGAAUCCAAAAUAUAAUCGCGCGUUAUUAUCACCGUCACCACUGCUCGCCGACGACCACUGCUACCGUAGGGGCCGGACCGUCGUCGUCGGCCGACGAUCGGACAACGCGUCGCCGCCGCCACGCCGUAACGGUUACGUUAGUCGUCGAAAAAAAUCAUAUCGUUGUGAUAGACUACAUACGAUCGACGCGCGCCAGACCAGUACCGCUCGCCGCUCGGCGUACUUGACAGCGCCGACUACGUCUCUGGAAGCGUGCUUGGUACGUACGCACCGCUCUAGUGCUUUUCAUAGACCAUAUACUUCGAGCACGCGCGAGUGAGUGUGAUUUAAAUAUAAUUUAAUUAUAAUUGAACACGCCACUGCAGUUAAUUACAUCGUUUUGUAUAACGUAAUCAUAAUCGCACGUCGUUUAUUUCGCUGUUAUUAUCAUCAUCAUCAUCAUCAGCUCUCGGCCGAUCUCAGCGCGAGACACCUACUGAUAGCCACUGUAGUGUAACGUAUUACACACUUCUUCGGCUACCGACACACGACGACGGACGUCGUACGAUUUCGUUACCCGGACCCUUCCGCUGCAGUCCAGAGUUCCCAUGGCCGAGGAUCCCGAAUACUGGGUGUUUGGAUACGGGUCGCUGUGCUGGAACCCGGGUUUCGAGUUCAAGGAUUCCAUGGUCGGUUACGUGGAGGGUUUCUCCAGGAAGUUCUGGCAGGGCAACAUUGCACACCGAGGGACCAAGGAAAAACCUGGACGUGUAGCUACAUUAGUCGAAGACCCUCAGGGUUUCGUAUGGGGCAAGGCGUUCCUGUUGCCGGACGAGAAGGCGUUCAGAUACUUGGAGAUGCGGGAGGUGUACUUGGGCGGUUACGAGGUGCACAAGGUGGACGUGCGAUCUGACGGCGCGGACGACUGCCGGCGGACCGUGAACGCGACGGUGUACGUGGCCACGCCGGACAACGGCCAGUGGCUUGGCGAGGCGCCCGUCGACGAGUUGGCCGCGCAGGUGGCCACGUGCUCGGGACCGGCCGGCCACAACGCCGAGUACGUAAUACUGUUGGCGCGAUGGGAGCGGCAGCACGCGCCCGCCAAUCGCGUCGACCUCGAGCUCAACAAGCUCGAGCUGCUCGUACUGGAACAGCUGCAGAUGACCGGCGUGCGGCUCGACGAAGUUCUCACCACCAACAGCAUGCCGUCGUUCUCGUCCAUGGUGCCUGAAAAGAAGUUGAGGUGCUUAAACAUCUGACCGACGUUAUAUGUAUAUAUGUGUGACAACGGUCAUAAAUGAGUGUCCGCUAUUUCGUUACCGUCGUAAGUCCGUCAACCAGAAUACAUAAUAUUACACAUUAUGAAAAUAUAUGAUUUUCGACGUUAGUGUUAAAAUAUUACAACACAAACGCCCGAAAAUCGAAUAAUAAUAAUUGCCCGGCCAUAUUUUCAUAUCGAGCACCGCCGCCACCCGAGUGACAUUUACUCGGCGUUUAAAAACUGUACACCGCACGCGAUGAUAUUAUUUUGUCUUGCGGGCGUUUUCGAUCGCAUAAUGCGAUCGAAUAUAGUAAAGUUAUGUUAUUAUGUUUUAGUAAUAAUCCUACUUGACGUUUAUUAUAUUAAACAAACAAAUAACGAGUAGGACUAACGGAGACGAGUACCUAUAUUUAAUACCAUUGACGUUAAAAUUGACACGUAUACAUUAUUAUUAUACUUUAACUCUGUGAUAUCAUUUAUUUGUAAUUAAAUUAUGAAUACGUGUAUUACACUAAGGAAACAAUUACAAUUUCUCAACUAUGACAGGGUUAUACAUAAUAUAAUAUAGUUAUAAAUAAAUUUUAAUUCGUUGAUGUUGAAUAAUUAUUAAUAUUUAUUACUAUUAUUAUUAUUAUUAUUAUUAUUAUUAUUAUCAUCAUUAUUGUGAUUACUGUUAUCAUCGUACGAUGGAUUAAAUUCCACACGAAUUGCAAAUAUGCAGUGCUUACAUUGUAUUUUUUUAUAUAUGCACACACGAUGAUAAACGUGAUCGCAGUGUAUUGUUAUUAUUUUUAUAAAGUUGUCAAAGACGUCCAAAACGUGAUAUACCUUUUACCUACUUACAUAUAUGUUUAUAAUAUAGUAUAAGUGUAUGUGAUGUUAUUUUAUAUAUUGAUGUGCUUAAAUAUCGCUCAAACAAAAAACUAAUCAUAUAGGUAUAUAAUUAUAUGUAUGUUGUAUUAAUUAUGAUAAAUAAUAUAUCUAUCUACACUGUGGAUUGGAUAUGAGAUUUCGUGUGUGUGUAUAAAAACAAAUAUCUUCUCAAUUGUGGCUAUAUAUAGUAUAUAAGAGCUCUCAACUCACUGUUCAAGUAUUUUCAGUUCUGUUAAAUUGUAUGCAUAAUAUAUCUUGUAUAAAUAUAUCUAUAAUAUAUCAAUAUCAUUAAAUAGAUA